ACGCUGCCGGUGCCACGAGUUGGCCUUGUAAGCAGUUGCUUGUAUAUGGCAUGGCUGGAUAUUAUGACGCGCGAUUUGCCGCCAACGCUGCUGAUCCGCGGCAAUCAAACAUCCGUCCUGACAUUCUAUUCAUAA
Gongylonema pulchrum is the source of this 135-nucleotide messenger RNA. NCBI's taxonomy places the organism in Eukaryota, Metazoa, Nematoda, Chromadorea, Rhabditida, Gongylonematidae. The record is from the annotation of a GenBank genome assembly.